AUGGCUGCCGUAAAAAAAGCUUGCUUGGCUUCGUUGGUAAACGUAGCACUCGGUCGAACACCGAAGGAGGCACAAAAUGGCAUAGACUUCUAUAAGUACUUGUUCACCAAUCACCAAGACCUCCGCAAGUACUUCAAAGGUGCUGAAAAAUAUAAUGCGGAUGACGUCCAAAAAAAUAAAAGAUUCGAGUUGAUUGGCACUGGUCUGGUGAUGUCUGUGCACAUUCUGGCCAACACCUACGAUAAUGAAAUGGUAUUUCGAGCAUUUUGCCGGGAUCUGAUUGACAGGCAUGUCAAUAGAGGACUUGAUCCCCACCUGUGGAAGUCAUUCUGGGGAAUCUGGACGGGAUUUCUGGAGAGCAAAGGAACCACGUUGAACGCUGAACAGAAGGAUGCAUGGGACAAGCUGGGAACGAUGUUCAACGAUGAAUGCCAGUACCAACUAGCCAAGCAUGGACUUCCUCAUACAUAA
Haemonchus placei is the source of this 471-nucleotide messenger RNA. The record is from the annotation of a GenBank genome assembly. NCBI's taxonomy places the organism in Eukaryota, Metazoa, Nematoda, Chromadorea, Rhabditida, Trichostrongylidae.